AUGAAGGUGAAGGUUGGUGACGUUGUUCUACCUGGAGAUUUAUGUGAAGAAAUCGUAACUGCUGGUGACAAAACUAAAAUUAUACUCGGACCAGGGUUGAAAAAAGAAGUCGACGGGAUUUAUGUUUCCAAAGCUGGCACUUUGAGGAAACGAGCUCCUAACACAUACUGGGUGGAUAGCUAUCAGAAGCGAUAUAUUCCAUCUCGCGGAGAAAAUGUUAUAGGGAUAGUUGUGCAAAAGGCGGGAGAUAUAUUCAGAGUCGACGUUGGCGGGAGUUGUACGGCAUCGUUAUCUUAUCUAUCGUUCGAAGGCGCUACGAAAAAAAACAGACCUAAAGUGGUGAUUGGAGAUGUAGUAUACGCCAAAAUGUUAGUAGCCAGCAAAGACAUGGAACCAGAAAUAGUUUGUGUCGAUUCUCACGGGAAGAAGGGACGCUUAGGAGUGCUGGAAGAUGGUUUCGUUUUCAAAUGCUCUUUGAACUUAAUCAGAAAGAUUUUAAACCCAGAUUGUCCCUUAAUCAACUCGUUAAAGAAUCAAUGGCCAUUUGAACUUGCAGCAGGCAUGAAUGGCCGAAUUUGGAUAAAGGCUAACACAUUAAGGGAAACUAUAGCUUUAGGGAAUGCAAUCUUGGGGUCUGAGUACCUGAGUAAUGACGAGAUCAAAAGUAUGUGCACUAACAUUGCUGGGAUACUGGCUGGACAUAUUUCAUAA
Messenger RNA from Spodoptera littoralis (African cotton leafworm), 711 nucleotides. Lineage: Eukaryota; Metazoa; Arthropoda; Insecta; Lepidoptera; Noctuidae. The record is from the annotation of a GenBank genome assembly.